AUGGAAAAUCUAGAGGAGGUUUGGGACCGGUUACAACUAAACGAGGAAGAAAAUGUGUCAAUUGAGAUCAAUCUGAGUGAAGAGUCUGGAGUGAAGGCAAAGAGAAGUUUGGUGGGGAAAAUAAUUUCUAAUCGAGUAAUAAGUAAAGAAGUGGUGCGGAGGACUAUGGAGAAGAUCUGGAGGGUGGGUAAACUAUUGGAGUUUCAUGAAUUCCGGGCUAAUAGUUUCAUCAUAACCUUCGCUAAUCCUGGUGAUAAGAACAGAGUGCUGGGUGGUAAACCCUGGCAAUUUGACAACUGUUUAUUUGUGUUGAAGCCAUUUGAUGGAUUCACACAACCACACAAAAUGCGGUUCGAUAAUGAGGAGUUUUGGGUACAGAUGCACAACUUACCCCUUGCUUGUAUGAAUAAAUGCAUAGGAGAACAGAUUGGGGCUACUAUAGAGAAGGUGGUGGAGGUGGAUGCGGGGGAAGAUGGCAUGGGUUGGGGAAGUUUUCUAAGAAUAAGAAUUGAAUGUGACCUAAACAAAGUGGUGGCUCGAGGUAGAACCGUAAAUCUCCAAGGGAUGAAUAUGUGGGUGCCCUUUAUGUACGAAAAACUCUCGAGGAUGUGUUUCAGAUGUGGACGUAUCCUUCAUCCAGAGCAAGGUUGUCCAGGUGAAGUAGUAGGAGCUGUGGGUCAGUUUGGUCCUUGGUUGAGGGCGAGCAUAGUUAAAUUCAAAAAAUCUGACGAAUCAAGGAUGAGGGCGGAUGAGGAAAUGUCUGGAGUUGGUAAUUAG
Messenger RNA from Juglans microcarpa x Juglans regia, 777 nucleotides. RefSeq lists its product as uncharacterized. Bases 1 to 777 code for a protein of 258 amino acids. The transcript has a single exon. The record is from RefSeq and is a predicted model, not a curated record. NCBI's taxonomy places the organism in Eukaryota, Viridiplantae, Streptophyta, Magnoliopsida, Fagales, Juglandaceae.